Messenger RNA from Prunus avium (sweet cherry), 321 nucleotides. RefSeq lists its product as uncharacterized. NCBI's taxonomy places the organism in Eukaryota, Viridiplantae, Streptophyta, Magnoliopsida, Rosales, Rosaceae. Gene Ontology annotation, molecular function: protein binding. The record is from RefSeq and is a predicted model, not a curated record.
AUGGAUGAUCACGUACCAACAAUCACCCAUGAAUUGCUCAUCAGGCUCUCUCUUCCGAAAGAAGAAGAUGCUGCGAUUCUUCUCAAGAUUCAGUCUCAACAGCAUCCUGACAUCUCCUACAUGACCAGCCCCAGUCUGCCUCUUGGACAUGUACUUCGAGAUUACUGUAGACGUUCAUACCUGCACUAUGAAGCAGUACGUUUCCUUUAUGAUGGAAAAAGGGUCAGAGAAAAGGAUACCCCGGAACAGCACGAGAUGGAGAAUGAGGAUGUUAUUGAUGCAAUGUUGGAUCAGACUGCCGGCGGUGGCCAUGUUCUUUGA